GCAACUAUAUGAAGGUGUAGUAGGAUACCCGAUCAGAGCAGCUUGCGUUGCAGACAAGAGAGAGAGAGAGAUUUGUGGUACACACCUGUCGGUCGUGAAUUAAAACAAUUUGGAACCUUUGAAAACUGUUCACACCUGACAUGGCUGAAAUGGAAUCUACAGUUGAGGUAGGUGAGAUCCUACACAGUAACACGUCUACCUACACCGUCCAGAAGUUUAUCGGUGAAGGCUACUUUGGAAAAGUGGCCAAGUGCCUGAAUGUCAACACUCAAGACCAAGUGGCUAUCAAAAUACUCAAGAAGGACUCUACUGCAGCCGAGGACGCAGAGAGAGAGAUCGCCAUGUUAGAUCUUAUAUCUGUACGAGAUCCAGACCACAUUAACGUGGUGAAGUUCUUGGAAAAGUUUGAACAUGUGGGACAGACCUGUCUGGUGUUUGAGAUGCUUGAGGUAAAUCUGCUUGACAUGAUCUGCGAAUGUGGGAAUCUGCCUGUGGUGAUGAUCCGGCCGAUAGCUCAGCAGCUGUUGGUCGCCCUGGAUGCCCUAAAAGGUCUAGGUAUCCUGCACACCAACAUUAAACUAGGCAAUGUCAUGAUGGUCAGCGAUGAACCGCCCAUCAGAGUGAAGCUGAUUAACUUUAGUUUAGCCACUCCCAUCUCCAGUGUAGAGCUUGGUGAUUUAUGUCAGCCAAUUCCAUACAGAGCUCCAGAAGUUUCCCUCGGCCUGCCCUACAAUGAGGCUAUCGAUAUGUGGGGUCUGGGCUGUGUUCUGAGCUUACUCUACCUGGCUUCCAACCCUUUCCCCAACACUGUUUAUCAGGUGAUGAAGAUUUUGAUUGAACUUUUUGGCCAGCCGGAGGACCACCUGCUCAACGCUGGAGUAUACACUCGCAACUUUUUCACAAAGAUUGACGAAGGAACUGACGGUCCAACAUGGAGGCUACUGACGUCUGAGGAGUACGAAACACUGACUGGGAAAAAAACUUCGGGAGGAUGAGAACAUAAUGAACUGCCCAGCUCUCUGGACGAUCUGGCUCAUAUCUUCCCAGUGUCCGAACCUGCAGAGCUUGAGGACAGGUUAGCGUUUAUAGACCUUUUGAAAAGUAUGAUGCAUCUUGACGGCGCUUUGAGGAUCUCGCCCAGUCAAGCUCUGCAGCACCCCUUCAUCACCAUGUCCCACCUGUCCGAGCACCCUGACAGCUCAGACUAUUUAACAACUGCCAGAGAGAUGAUGGAAACACCACAAAAUCCUGACCAGGAGUCAGCUGCUGGAGCUGAGGAAGAUGUCAGAGACCCCUGCACAUGUGAUGGAAAUAUAGAAAUGGAAUCUACAGUUGAGGUAGGUGAGAUCCUACACAGUAACACAUCUACCUACACCGUCCAGAAGUUUAUCGGUGAAGGCUACUUUGGAAAAGUGGCCAAGUGCCUGAAUGUCAACACUCAAGACCAAGUGGCUAUCAAAAUACUCAAGAAGGACUCUACUGCAGCCGAGGACGCAGAGAGAGAGAUCGCCAUGUUAGAUCUUAUAUCUGUACGAGAUCCAGACCACAUUAACGUGGUGAAGUUCUUGGAAAAGUUUGAACAUGCGGGACAGACCUGUCUGGUGUUUGAGAUGCUUGAGGAAAAUCUGCUUGACAUGAUCUGCGAAGGUAGGAAUCUGCCUGUGGUGAUGAUCCGGCCAAUAGCUCAGCAGCUGUUGGUCGCCCUGGAUGCCCUAAAAGGUCUAGGUAUCCUGCACACCAACAUUAAACUAGACAAUGUCAUGCUGGUCAGCGAAGACCUGCCCAUCAGAGUGAAGCUGAUUGACUUUAGUUUAGCCACUCCCGUCUCCAGCGUAGAGCUUGGUGAUUUAUGUCAGCCAAUUCCAUACAGAGCUCCAGAAGUUUCCCUCGGCCUGCCCUACAAUGAGGCUAUCGAUAUGUGGGGUCUGGGCUGUGUUCUGAGCUUACUCUACCUGGCUUCCAACCCUUUCCCCAACACUGACUAUCAGGUGAUGAAGAUUUUGAUUGAACUUUUUGGCCAGCCGGAGGACCACCUGCUCAACGCUGGAGUAUACACUCGCAACUUUUUCACAAAGAUUGACGAAGGAACUGACGGUCCAACAUGGAGGCUACUGACGUCUGAGGAGUACGAAACACUGACUGGGAAAAAACUUCGGGAGGAUGAGAACAUAAUGAAGCUGCCCAGCUCUCUGGACGUUCUGGCUCAUAUCUUCCCAGUGUCCGGACCUGCAGAGCUUGAGGACAGGUUAGCGUUUAUAGACCUUUUGAAAAGUAUGAUGCAUCUUGACGGCUCUUUGAGGAUCUCGCCCAGUCAAGCUCUGUUGCACCCCUUCAUCACCAUGUCCCACCUGUCCGAGCACCCUGACAGCUCAGACUAUUUAACAACUGCCAGAGAGAUGAUGGAAACAUCCCAAAAUCCUGACCAGGAGUGGUCUGCUGGAGCUGAGGAAGAUGUCAGAGACCCCUGCACAUGUGAUGGAAAUAUAGAAAUGGAAUCUACAGUUGAGGUAGGUGAGAUCCUACACAGUAACACGUCUACCUACACCGUCCAGAAGUUUAUCGGUGAAGGCUACUUUGGAAAAGUGGCCAAGUGCCUGAAUGUCAACACUCAAGACCAAGUGGCUAUCAAAAUACUCAAGAAGGACUCUACUGCAGCCGAGGACGCAGAGAGAGAGAUCGCCAUGUUAGAUCUUAUAUCUGUACGAGAUCCAGACCACAUUAACGUGGUGAAGUUCUUGGAAAAGUUUGAACAUGCGGGACAGACCUGUCUGGUGUUUGAGAUGCUUGAGGAAAAUCUGCAUGAAAUGAUCUGCGAAUGUGGGAAUAUGCCUGUGGACAUGAUCCGGCCGGUAGCUCAGCAGCUGUUGGUCGCCCUGGAUGCCCUAAAAGGUCUAGGUAUCCUGCACACCGACAUUAAACCAGACAAUGUCAUGCUGGUCAGCGAAGACCUGCCCAUCAGAGUGAAGCUGAUUGACUUUGGUUUAGCCACUCCCGUCUCCAGCGUAGAGCUUGGUGAUUUACGUCAGCCAAUUCGAUACAGAGCUCCAGAAGUUUCCCUCGGCCUGCCCUACAAUGAGGCUAUCGAUAUGUGGGGUCUGGGCUGUGUUCUGAGCUCACUCUACCUGGCUGCCAACCCUUUCCCCAAAACUGACUAUCAGGUGAUGAAGACUUUGAUUGAACUUUUUGGCCAGCCGGAGGACCACCUGCUCAACGCUGGAGUAUACACUCGCAACUUUUUCACAAAGAAGGAUGAAGGAACUGACGGUCCAACAUGGAGGCUACUGACGUCUGAGGAGUACAAAACGCUGACUGGGAAAAAACUUCAGGAGGAUAAGGACAUAAUGAAGCUGCCCAGCUCUCUGGACGGUCUGGCUCAUAUCUUCCCAGUGGUCAAACCUGCAGAGCUUGAGGACAGGUUAGCGUUUAUAGACCUUUUGAAAAGUAUGAUGCAUCUUGACGGCGCUUUGAGGAUCUCGCCCAGUCAAGCUCUGCAGCACCCCUUCAUCACCAUGUCCCACCUGUCCGAGCACCCUGACAGCUCAGACUAUUUAACAACUGCCAGAGAGAUGAUGGGAACACCCCAAAAUCCUGACCAGGAGUCAGCUGCUGGAGCUGAGGAAGAUAUCAGAGACCCCUGCACAUGUGAUGGAGAUAUAGAAAUGGAAUCUACAGUUCAGGUAAGUGAACAAGGGAAGUCCUACAACAAUGUUCCAGAGACUCAGUCCUGUGAUGGAGCUCAAGUGGAGGACUCCCCUAGAGAAAUGGAAUCUACAGUUCAGGUAGGUGAAAAAGAGGACUCCUACAAUAAUGUCCCAGAGACUCAGUCCUGUGACGGAGCUCAAGCCCAGUCCUACGACAACAUAUCCAUGUCUGGAUCAUCUGAAGGAGAAAUACCAUCCUGGAUGUUCAGUAAAGAAGAAGACGACCCAUUCCCUGUUGGAGCUGAACAAACAGAAUCUGCCCCUCCUCCCUCGACCUCCCCCAGCCACUUCAACAGAGCAAUGAAGAGGAUCCGCAGGUUCUUUAAAAGAGUCAAGACGACCUUCUGUUGUUGCUGUCCAGUGGAGGAUGACUAAAUGUGUGCCAUUUUCCCAACGUUAUUCUAACAAAAAAAUAAAGCAAAUAAUAAAUAAUAAAAAUAAGGACUUAA
Molecule: messenger RNA, 4150 nt
Organism: Notolabrus celidotus (New Zealand spotty)
Lineage: Eukaryota; Metazoa; Chordata; Actinopteri; Labriformes; Labridae
Biological process (GO): peptidyl-threonine phosphorylation; peptidyl-serine phosphorylation; intrinsic apoptotic signaling pathway in response to DNA damage by p53 class mediator
Cellular component (GO): cytoplasm; PML body; nucleus
Molecular function (GO): SMAD binding; protein serine/threonine kinase activity; protein tyrosine kinase activity
Source: RefSeq, a predicted model, not a curated record